Messenger RNA from Exaiptasia diaphana, 2470 nucleotides. Its product is annotated as serine/threonine-protein kinase Nek8. The coding region runs from base 105 to 2189 and encodes 694 amino acids. Gene Ontology annotation, molecular function: protein kinase activity; ATP binding. The transcript is spliced from 7 exons. Lineage: Eukaryota; Metazoa; Cnidaria; Anthozoa; Actiniaria; Aiptasiidae. The record is from RefSeq and is a predicted model, not a curated record. Gene Ontology annotation, biological process: protein phosphorylation.
GCAACUUGWGAAUGUGUAUUUGAUUUUAGGCAACGCAGUUCACSAUAUCAAUCAUUUAAAAAYCUGUUACUAAGCAGUCAGUCAAGGCUCCUAUUAUCURGAGGAUGGAUGACUAUGAGAAAAUUCGUAUUGUUGGUCGUGGUGCUUACGGAACGGUUUACUUGUGYCGUCGUCGACUUGACAACUAUCUGGUAAUCAUAAAACAGAUUCCUGUYGAAGAAAUGACCAAAGACGAACGCCAGUCUGCACUCAAUGAGGUCCAUGUUCUUUCAAAAUUCAAACAUCCCAACAUCAUUCGAUAUUUCAAYAGUUUUGUUGAGGAUAAGGCGUUGAUGAUUGUYAUGGAAUAUGCGCAAGGUGGGACAAUAUAUGACUAUUUACAGCAGCGAGGAGGGAAACUAUUAGAUGAAGAUGAAAUCCUCCGUUUGUUUGUUCAAAUACUUCUGGCCCUUGACCAYGUUCACAAGGAAAGCAUUCUUCACAGAGACCUUAAAACACAAAACAUAUUACUGAAUAAAAAGAGGAAAGUCGUUAAAAUUGGUGACUUUGGAAUUUCGAAAAUUUUGAGCAGUAAAAGCAAAGCAAAUACUGUAAUUGGGUCACCUUGUUACAUCUCACCUGAGCUGUGYGAAGGGAAACCAUACAAUCAAAAGAGCGAUAUCUGGGCUUUGGGAUGUGUUUUGUAUGAACUUGCUGUAUUAAAACGUGCCUUUGAGGCUACUAAUCUCCCCGCUUUAGUGCUGAAAAUCAUAAGAGGAAACUUUUCACCAAUUCCAGAAAGGUAUAGCUUAGAGCUGCGGGAAUUGAUUCUAAGCAUGUUGUCAUUGGAUCCUGCAAAGAGACCUGGGAUACCACAGAUUAUGGCUCAGCCUGUAGUUGUAAAUGCACUGUUUGAUCUGCCGACUGAUGUUGGACGUGUUCCUUGUACUCGCAUCCCGAGGGCAUUCACAGGAAUUUCUGCUGCCAUUCCACCAUCACGUUCCAAAUCAACAUCAGCUGCAAUUGGUAAAGGCGUGUCACAGCUCCCUCGUACAGCAUCGUCAAAUUCUGCCUGUACUAUCAUGGAAGGGCUGCCUGACAAUCUUGGCUCUUUUUCAUUAAAGCCAGCAGAGCCCCAGCAUAUUGUGUUCCAUUGGGGAGGUGGUGUAAAUAAACCAACAAAACUCCAUAUUCCUCAAAAUGAUUCUGAUAUCAUACAAGUUUCUGCAGGACGUACUCUUAAAACAGGUGUAACRGCUAAUGGUCACAUGAUACUUUGGGAAGCMAAYGUAGCCAUGGGAACAAAUGAAUGGGUUCCUAGRAUCUUGGAGGGCCAAUCAGGUGUCACCAUUGUGCAAGUGUCCUGUGGGGACCUUUUUGUCGCUUGCUUGACCGACAGGGGUAUAUUAAUGACAUAUGGUAGCGGUAUGCAUGGUUGUCUGGGACAUGGUAAUACAAAUGAUAUCAACCAAGCCAAGAUAGUUGAGGCUUUGCUUGGUUUUGAAGUAGAGCAAGUUUCUUGUGGACCUUCACACAUCAUGGUUGUGACUGCUGACCAUGAGGUGUUUGCCUGGGGRCGUGGUGACAAUGGUCGCUUAGGCACAGGUACCCAAUUGCUACAUGCCAGUCCUGUAGCAGUAGCCCUUCCAGAUACGUUCAGAGCGCGGUCAGUACAUUGUGGUGUUGACAGUUCAAUGGUUAUUACUUUGAACAACAAACUUUUGGCUUGUGGAAGCAAUAGAUGUAAUAAGCUUGCYUUGGAUGAUGGAACAAACAUGAUUGAGGAAUGCUUGGUGUUUGAACCUGUUAUUAAAAMUCUYGAGRCAUUUUCUGUCACAGCUAUCUCUAUGGGAACAUCACACACUGCUGUACUGCUUGAGGAUGGAAGGUGCUUCACAUUUGGCUCCAAUUCAUUUGGACAACUUGGUUAUGAAAGACAGACUGGCACACGUUUACCACAGUGUGUYGAAAGCCUUACUGAUGAAAACAUUGUGCAUAUUGCUUGUGGAGAUACAUUCACUGUUGCAGUCAGCAGCAAUAAUAAAGUGUUUACAUGGGGAAAGGGAGCYAGGGGACGUCUUGGUAGCGGUGCUGAAGAAGAYUGCAUUUUACCAAAUCAAAUUUCUUUGCCAUCGCAAUUGACUGUUUUGUCAGUGUCAUGCAGUCAUAGCAGUACAUUGUUAUGUGGGAAAGUUGUGGACAGAAACUAGCUAAGGCAUUACUUAAAAUUAUAAAUUAUAGUCCAUGGUUUGUGCAGUCUUGGCAAGGGACAAACCAAGGUCUUCUUUUCAAGGACAAGGCUCAACAAUUCUACUGAACUUUUUAUGAAUUCGCAUAGUUUAGACAGUGAUUUUGAGUUUUCAUCAAGGCAGUCGCAGCUAAAGCAUGCUUUUCUCAUGCAUGGAAGAGGAAUCAUAAUUGAGAAAAAAAGAGUAGUCAUUGAGCUUCCUUUCCUGCCUUAUUUUUAUCGCAUUUGGUUGGUCACUUUGCU